Molecule: messenger RNA, 2301 nt
Organism: Spodoptera litura
Lineage: Eukaryota; Metazoa; Arthropoda; Insecta; Lepidoptera; Noctuidae
Gene: Kaz
Product: E3 ubiquitin-protein transferase Katazuke
Biological process (GO): proteasome-mediated ubiquitin-dependent protein catabolic process
Cellular component (GO): cytoplasm; nucleus; GID complex
Molecular function (GO): protein binding; ubiquitin protein ligase activity
Source: RefSeq, a predicted model, not a curated record
CACUCGCACAAAGACAAAACAAAUAUUCUUUCUGGCAUUGUGGCAUUUCAUAUUUGUCUUUUUAUCUUUUACGUGUUCAUCGUAAAAAGGUUCUCACGAGGCUUCUUGUUAUACAAGACUUUGUGACCGUGUUAAAGAGGAUAAAAUAGAAGAAUUUUAUCUUAAACGAACGAAAAAUGAACGAAAUAAGGUCUUUGGAACAUUCAACGUUGAAGGUGCCCUAUGAAGUGUUCAACAAACGAUAUCGCAAUGCCCAACGUGUGUUUGACGUGGAGGCCCGUCAUGUGGGUACUGUGGCCACAGAAGUAGACAAUGCUACAAAGAAGCAAGGAGUGACUUCCGGAGAGAUUGAUACUCUUCUUGGUGGCAUGGUUGAAAAACUGACAACAAUGAAGCGUAAGGCAUCUGAAGCUAUUGCGGAGGAGGUGCAAGCCGCUUAUGUUUGCAAGAAGAGGCUGGAGCACCUGAAGGAACAAGCAGCCGCACUUACUGAACCUAGCACUCCACAAGUCAAGGCUUCAUUCACAUCGCAGACGAGUUUGAACCAGUGGCGCAAGGUACGACUGGACAGAAUGCUCGUCGAGUACUUCCUGCGCAACGGCUACUAUGACUCGGCUAACAAACUAGCUGACGCUAGGGGACUGAGGGAGCUUACUAAUGUUGAUAUCUACACGGUAGCAGCUGAAGUAGAGGCGGAGUUGAACUCGCAGCGCACCGCGCGCUGCCUGCAGUGGUGCGCCGACAACAAGUCCAAGCUGAGGAAACUCAACUCUACCAUGGAGUUCAAGAUACGGAUACAGGAGUUCAUAGAGUUGGUUCGCGAAGACAAACGCUUGGAAGCUGUCAAAUACGCGAAGAAGCACUUCUCCACAUUCGAGGAGGACCAGCUUAAGGAUAUACAGCACUGCAUGGGCAUGCUCGCCUUCCCCAAGGACACAGAAGUAGAGCCGUACCGCACCCUGCUGCAGCCGGGGCGCUGGGAAGGGCUGGUGAAGCAGUUCCGCUGGGAGCACUCGCGCCUGCUGCACCCGGCGCGGCUGGCGGCGCUGCCGGUGGCGCUGCAGCUGGGGCUGGCGGCGCUGAACACGCCGCAGUGCUACAGCGCGGCGUCGCGCGUGGCGGCGUGCCCGGCCUGCGCGCCGCCGCUGGCGACGCUGGCGGCCACGCUGCCGCACGCGCACGUGUCGCACUCGCGCCUGCUGUGCCGCAUCUCGCGCGCGCCGCUCAACGAGCACAACCAGCCCAUGGUGCUGCCCAACGGACAGGUCUACGGGGAGAAGGCCCUAAAAGAAAUGAUGAAGGAGCACGGGUCCAUCAUCUGCCCCAAGACCAAAGAGGUAUUCUGUAUGAAACGCGUCGAGAAAGUGUAUGUAAUGUAAACUCACUCUUAGCAUUGUACAAUGUACUGUACAUACACCUUUAUACUGUAUGGUACCUACCAGCAUUUAUCAAUGUCAGAUACUUGUACUAAUUUUAAAAUUAAAAUGUGUCUCAAUUUGAUUGGCGUAGCGUAUAUCGUUUUAUUAAUAAGGUCUUUUUAAUUUAAAUUUAUAUUAAAUACUCAUUUGGAAAUCAGUUCUAUGAAAAGACAUUUUAUAGAUAUUGGAACGUAGAAAAUUAUUGAUGUUCUUGGAAUCUUAAAAAAAACAGGUGAAGUUUUAAUCUCCGGUCUUUAAUUGACACAAUAAAUGGCUUUGCUUGUCUUGUCUCAGAAAUAUAAGUCCCCAUACCAUUGUCGGAAUACUCAAACGCUACUCAAUUUUAAGUCAUGCUUAAGUAUAGUUCUGUCCCUACAAAUUCUUUGUGAAAUGACAGAGAUGACACGAUAUUUAAGCACGACUUAAAAUUGAGUAACGUUUCUGUAUUCCGGCACAUGUCUCCUAUAAUAUUUCUGUUUAGUAUUAUUUAAAUAUUAAAUAAAACAAAUAGGUAAUAGUAAUUUUUAAUACAGUUUGUUACUCAACAUAUUUGCAAAGUCAAUGCAUAUACCAAUUAUUUUGUCUAUGUCUAAUAAUGGAUUCUUUAUCCUAUUAUCACUACUGCAUACAUCUAUAAUUCUAAUAGCGAUGUUCUAUUUCUACCAUAAAUAAUGAAUACACUUUUUUUAGCUUACCACAAACCGUUUACAUAUUUUAUAUUCAUCAAACAAUUAAGUUAACAAAUAUAAAAGGCCUAUAGAAUCUCUUAUUGACUUUUUGUAGUUUUGUAAUACCAUGCAAUAAGGGUACUAUAAUAUAAUAAUAGGGUAGUUUCCUAAAUUUUAUUUCAAUGUCCGUCUGGUAGAUUAGUUUAAAACAUACA